AUGUCUGUUGAUAGUCUUAAUGGCGAUGAUCCUAUAGAUCAACGUAAUGAUAAUGAUGUUGAAUUACGUGAAUUAGUAUAUCAAUCGCUUGAACGUGACGGUUUAAUUACACGUUUAAAAGCACAAUUACGUGCAGCUGUUUUUAAAACCAUUGAAAAAGCAUCAAAUUCAUCUGAUGUAAUACAAAAACCUGGUUAUGAAGGUACAACUGGACGAAUCUGCCGUGCACUUGUUCUCGAUUGGCUUGAACAAUCACGUUUAUUAUAUACACAAGAUAUAUUUAAAGUUGAAACAUCAGGUCCAAAUCAUCCACCACCAUUAACACACAAUGAAUUACUUGAACAAUUACAUCUUGAUACAAUACAAAAUAAAUCUCAACCGAUUUUACAUGCAUUACUUAAUCAAAGUAAUCAUCAUCAAUCUGACAAGAUCGUAUCUCUUCCUGAUCAUAUUAAACAAUCGAUUGAUAUGAAAUUUCCAAAUGAAAAAAUUAAUGAUACAAAUCGAUUACGAGAACAUUUUCGUUCACUUUUUUCAUCAGUCUUUGAUGUAUCUGUAUUAGAUGCUUUUCUUAAUAAGAAUAUUUUAUUAUCAACAACGACUAUUCCAAAAAUGGAUUAUGAACAAAUUUGUUUAAAAUGGAUUCAAUCAUGUUCUAAAGCUUUGACACCACAAUCAAGUUCUACUAAACAAACAUCACCUAUUAUACCAAUACAGCCGUUAACAACACGUAGUAUUGUUACUAAUGGUCAACCAACAACACGAGCUCGUCGUUCGACAUCUCCACCAUCCGAAUCAAAUUCUUCGUCAAUAUCAACUUCAUCGUCUGAAAAUCCACGAAAAAAUGCUUAUGAUUUUCCAUUACCUACUACAAUAGAUUCCAAUAAAAGUGUUAUAAAAAAAAGUACUGAUGUAUUACCACCACCAUUACUUAAUUUUAAUAAUAAUAGUACAAAUGAAGAUGAUGAUGAUGAUACAACAUCGUCAUUAUUUUCUCGACGUAAUGCAACACCAGCUGCAUUAAAUCAUUUAAAAAAUAUUGAAGAUAUUAUUCAUGAUAAUGAAACACCACGUACAAAAACAGCCGUUCAAAAAGUCUCAUCAAUUAAUGGUAAUAAAGAUAUUCCAAUUGAAUAUGAUGAUGAAAGUAUGAGUCAAAGUCAAUUGAGUAGCAUUGAUGAUGUUACAGUUGAUAAAGCUUCACCUUCACCAUCGGCUCAUAUCGAUUUUUUGGAAGAUUUAUAA
Messenger RNA from Adineta steineri, 1245 nucleotides. NCBI's taxonomy places the organism in Eukaryota, Metazoa, Rotifera, Eurotatoria, Adinetida, Adinetidae. The record is from the annotation of a GenBank genome assembly.